AUGGUCAAUCACGGCGUUUCGAGGGCUUGCCGCACGUACUCCGGACUCUCUUGCAACGUGUGCAUACGUGCUGGGCGAAUAUGCCUGGGCUACGAAUCAGAAGGGGACCUGGUAUUUCGUCACCAUCGCGCAGCCAGAUUCGACGUGCUGGUCUCGUCACCUCCCCGCCAGCUGCCCGUUGGGGAUGACUACUUUGUGGCCCACGCGGUUGAGUUAUUUCGACGCGAAUACUGCGUCCGUCCUGCGGUUGCAGAGCUCUCCCGCGGCUAUCUGCAGGGUGUAUCGAGAUUGCUGCGCCAAGAAGAUGGCGAUGCGAUCAGGGCAUGCAAGGCCAUGGUACUCCGCAGCCUCGGCGAGCGGCAGAACAGACCGGGGCUCAUUGAGAGAGCCCACGAUCUCUAUCAUGGCAGCAUCCAAUCUCUCCGAGCCAGAGUGUCGGAUGAGACGUUCAUACAGUCACCCAAGGCUUUGGCUGUCAUCACACUCUGUGGCUUAUACGAGAUAUCGGGUCAGAAAUGA
This is a messenger RNA of Geosmithia morbida, 519 nucleotides long. RefSeq lists its product as uncharacterized. The record is from RefSeq and is a predicted model, not a curated record. The coding region runs from base 1 to 519 and encodes 172 amino acids. The transcript has 4 exons. NCBI's taxonomy places the organism in Eukaryota, Fungi, Ascomycota, Sordariomycetes, Hypocreales, Bionectriaceae.